This is a messenger RNA of Penicillium soppii, 1221 nucleotides long. RefSeq lists its product as uncharacterized. The coding region runs from base 1 to 1221 and encodes 406 amino acids. NCBI's taxonomy places the organism in Eukaryota, Fungi, Ascomycota, Eurotiomycetes, Eurotiales, Aspergillaceae. The transcript has 2 exons. The record is from RefSeq and is a predicted model, not a curated record.
AUGGAACUCCACAAACCCCUCGCACCAACAAGAUCAUCAUCCGCUACAUUCCCUCUAACAAAAUCUUCAACCCGACAAUCUAACUCCGACAUCUCCUCCCUCACCCAAAGCCAAAGCCCAUCUCACUCCGGCCGCUCAGAAGACCGCCAGAUCUCUCCUCGCUCAACCCGACCCUCCGCACCCCUAGACCAACCCAGCUACGACAGGACUCGCUCCCGCCAUAAAUACAGCAAGUCGCGGGAGCUGCGGUUCCCGCGGCCGAGCCAAUCAACGUCGGCUGCGCGUGGACUACUGCCUACAUGGUCUGAGUCGAAGGAAAAGGAUCGAGAGGAUGGGUUGCUGAAGGUGAGAGAGGACGGACGAUGGGGGUCUGAUUCGGAGAGUCGGAGGGGGAGUCUGGUUGAGAAUGAUAGGUUAGGGCCGAUCGGGAGGGAGAUUCAGUCGUUGGAGGAUUUGGAGAGGGUUAAGAAGAGGAGGAAGCUUGGUGAGGAGUAUGUUCUUGCUUGCCUGCUACUAUCACUUUCUAUAUAUCUACGCUCUGCAUUGACGUCCAUUGGAACUUUAGCAACAGACGUUACGCGUCGACUCGAUUACACCUACUAUAAUCUCCUCGAGAAGAUAACAGCUCUAAACUCAACAAUCUCCUCCUUUCAAGAACUCUCCGACUCAGCCUCAACAUUGUUGAACGAUUUUGAACGCGAAACAGCAAGCCUGGACCAAGAUAUCCGCAAACAAAUUAACGAUCUACAAGGCUUCACACCUCAGAUUGAAAAAGCCGAUGCUCUCGAACAACGCAUGAAAGCUGGUCGACAGCGCGUGGAGGAAUUAGGCAAGCGUCUUGAGACUGUACGACACGAGAUUGAUAGCUGGGAGCAGCGGGAAACAGAGUGGCAAAUACGGACCACGCGCCGACUACGCAUAUGGGGCAUCCUGCUAGGCGCCGUGGUGGUUCUUGUGCUCGCUCUCGUUUUUCAGAGCCAGAAGCAGAACCGGAAUGAGCACCGGACUGCCUUCCCCCGCCCCCCGCUGGAAUGUUUGACAACGUUCAUGAAUCAUGACCCUGUCCUACCUUGGGAUUCUGGUGUGAGAUCAGGUUCUGAUGCAGGGCCGACAUUCCCGUCCAGUCUAGCGGAUCGUCGUGAGAGUUUGGUGAAGGCUAGUCCUGGUCCGACUUCCACGGGUUCUGGAUAUGACCCUUUGCGCGUACUGGAUGAAUUGUGA